Schistosoma turkestanicum is the source of this 849-nucleotide messenger RNA. NCBI's taxonomy places the organism in Eukaryota, Metazoa, Platyhelminthes, Trematoda, Strigeidida, Schistosomatidae. The record is from the annotation of a GenBank genome assembly.
AUUUUUGUAGAAAUUUGAAUAAGGAUGCAAAAUAAUGCUGAGACUGAUAAACUUCCACCAGUAAAUACUUCUGUACUUACAUGUGAUUGUAUGAACAAUUCAAAAACUGAUACAUUUAAAGUAAAUAAUGGAUCUAGCACUGAAGUAAAUGGUAUUUCCACUUGCUCAAAUCCAAACUGUCCAUAUGGUUAUCUGAAACGAAAUACUUUCACUUCAGAAGUAUUCAAAAUACAAUUGAAGAAUAUUUCUCGUCAUGCAGGUUUCUCUGUAGUGAAGAAGUUGUUACAGUCAUUGAAUGUAAAAUUUUGUAAGAUAAAGUUUCCUAAAUGCGGUUUGGCAUUUCUUUCGUUCGAAUCUGCUACUGAUCGUGAUUUCGCUAUCUCCGUUUUGGAUGGACACGUUUGGAAAGGUUCAAAAAUAGAAGCUAAGAUUGCUCGUCCUCAUGCUGAUCCACUAAUGAAAAGGCGAGCUGAAUGUGAAGUGAAUGCCGAACUCUUAUCAAAAAAACCACAUAACGAUGAUGGGUCAAAUGAACCAGUUGAUUUGGAGAAAGCUCAUGAAGUACUUCGUGAUUCUAUUCUUCCAUUAUGGCGUUUAAAUUAUGAUCCAGAUCAAUUAAUUGAGAAACGAAAUCUAGUUUUACAAUAUUUAGCUGAAACACGAAGAAGAUUGUUGUUGAUCAAUCCGGAGAUUGGAAAUGUUGACAGCGUGAAAUUUGUAGAGGAAUACGAUUCAAAAAAUCAACCAACGAUAUGUAAACUUGCCCCUAUAAUUCCAUCUCCUGUCCAAUCUGAAUAUCGAAAUAAAUCCGAACUUACUAUUGGUUACGAUGUGGAUGGUUCAGGUUAG